AUGGUGUUGCUAGGCUCCCUCCUCCCUCGGUCCUCGGCUCAGCCGGAGCGGUCGGCGACCUGCCCUCACCUCUGGUCCAGCGGCGGCCGGGUGCUGAACCCGGGGAGGCGGAGAGCGCGAGGCGGCCGGGAGCUGCAGGGCGGCGCGGGAGGCGCGGGGCGGGGCGGGGCGCUGCAGCCGGCGUGGAGCCCGGAACUCCGCGGGCCGCGGGCCGGUGGCCCGGGCGGCGGCGGCGGAGCGCAGAGCGGCGCGGCGCGGGGCGGGAGGCUGGCGGCCACGGGGCCGGGGCGCAGGCUGGCAGCAGGCACCGGGCUGGAGCCGGGGAGACGGCUGACGCGGGGCGGGAGGCGGAGGGCGGGGAGGAGGGCGGAGGAAACUUGCGGCGGCGCGGGGCUCGGCUGGGGGCGGCGGGGAGCCGGCGGCAGCAAAGUUCCCCCAGCGCUUGGGGGCGGCGGCGGCGGCGGCGACCGGGAGCUGGAGCGGGAGGAGCGGGAGGAGGAGGAGGAGGAAGUGGCUGCGGAACGCUCGGCCAAUGAGUGUCUGGAGCUGUGA
Molecule: messenger RNA, 552 nt
Organism: Rattus norvegicus (Norway rat)
Lineage: Eukaryota; Metazoa; Chordata; Mammalia; Rodentia; Muridae
Source: RefSeq, a predicted model, not a curated record